This is a messenger RNA of Copidosoma floridanum, 1041 nucleotides long. RefSeq names its product brown (gene bw). Gene Ontology annotation, molecular function: ATP hydrolysis activity; ABC-type transporter activity; ATP binding. Gene Ontology annotation, cellular component: plasma membrane; cytoplasmic vesicle membrane. Gene Ontology annotation, biological process: transmembrane transport. Lineage: Eukaryota; Metazoa; Arthropoda; Insecta; Hymenoptera; Encyrtidae. The record is from RefSeq and is a predicted model, not a curated record.
AUGAGGCAAAUUGUUUCUAUCAACGUGUACGGCAGGAUCGAAUGGAUUUGUGACAAGUUUGAAAACUCAUCAUACAGUCGACAAAUUAUCCAAGCAAUUAAUAAAUUUUCUGCUGAACAAUCUAGAAAUGAUAUGCUACAUCCAAAUUUUUGUGCAGGCUUAUUAUCAACUAGUGAAUUUGAGAAAGUAGGAGUUUCUAUACAGUUAAAGUGGCUUAUUUGGAGGGUGUACACAGAUAAUAGAAGGAAUCUAUCUACAUUCUUUCUGAGGCUCAGCCUGUACAUGCUAAUUGGCCUCCUUUUGAGCACUCCAUACGUUGGGAUUACAAUUUAUAUAGAUCAAAAAGGAGUUCAAAAUAUCCAAGGUCUGCUAUAUUUAAUUAUUACUGAGACAAUAUUUACAUUUAACUAUGCUGUCUUUCAUACGUUUCCUAAUGAGCUGCCAUUGCUACUUAGAGAAAUAGCAGAUGGAUUAUACAACCCUGCUCCUUAUUACAUCAGUAAAAUACUUGUUUCGAUUCCUAGUAUUAUCUUACAACCAUUUAUAUACACGACUUUAAUAUAUGCAGUAGUAGGAUUGAAAGGAAGUUACAAUGAUUUUUUUCUUUUCACUACACCAGUUAUUCUUAGUGCACUUUCUUCAGCUGCCAUUGGAUGCAUGAUGUCUGCAGUAUUUGAAUCAAUUAGCACCGCUUCACUUGCUUCUGUUCCAAUCGAUUUUCUGACAUUAAUUUUUAGUGGUAUCUUCUUGCAAUUAAGGAGUCUACCAAAUUACAUAAGCUGGAUUAAAUUUGUAUCACAGUUUUAUUAUGGAGUUGAGGCUAUAUCUAUAAUACAGUGGCGAAAUAUUAAUCAAAUUGAUUGCUCUCAUGAUUCCGAAGAGCCCUGUAUUUCAAGUGGCAAUAUGGUUUUGGAAAAAUAUGGUUAUAGUAAUGACCACUACGUUAUAGAUUGCUUCGGGCUUUUAGCAAUCAUCAUAAUAAGUCAUUUUGUAGGUUUUGUAGCAGUAAAGUAUAGAAGUGAAAGUCAACCUGUUUAUUAG